AUGAAUACUGCGAAAAUUGAUUCUUCUUUCUUGUCUAAGUUGCGAGUGAUUUUUGAAUACGAGUUCCGACGCGGAAGUAACGCGGUAGAAACAGCCUGCAUUAUCAACGUUGCGUUUGGAGAGGGGUCUGUUAAUGAACGCACCGUGCGAUUUUGGUUUAUACGCUUUCGUGAUGGAAACUUCUACUUGAAUAACGAGCCACAAGGAAGAACGCUCACACAGCUUGGUGUCAUUAUUCACUAUGGUUUUCUCCUAUCUGAUGAAGCAAUAACGGUAGAUGUCUUUUGUGUCGAAUUCCGAACAAUGUUGGCCAAACUAGCAGUAAAACAACCCCGACUCAUGAAUCGAUCUUCACCAUUAUUGCUCUAUGACAACAAUAUUAUUAAUGUUGCCGCCAUGUCAUACGGUCACAAUGAGGGUCCGGUCUAUUACAGAGAGAUACAGAAGAAUGCAUACCUCAAACGGAUACCGAAUGAAACAACCGGUAGUAAACUUAUACCACUGGGACACAAGAAACCGCCUUUGAAACCCAUGUGGACACAAUUCUGCGUACACAAUGGUCGGGCCCCGUACCUCGAGCAGUAUCCGUUGGCGGAGAGUCCUGCUGCGCUCUCGCAUAAGCCAGUCUGGAGGGCCUGCUUGAAGACAGCGAGGCAUGUGACAGCUAGUGUCAAACCUCACACCGGGAAGGAGUAUGAUUUCCUAGUAGAUACCGAUGAUGGGCCUGUUAGGAUGCUCGCACCUGAUUGGGAGACUAUGCAAGACUGGGUGUCUACCCUCCGUAGUAAAUUACAUGAGUUACGUGUGUUAUCGUGUGGCGAAAACGUAUAUGCUCCUCCCCCUGCGCCGCCCCCGCCCCGCGCCGCCGCCCGCGACCCCACCAGCCCUCUACCGCCUACGCCUAGAGAACCACCAGACAGAGUACCGGGUAUAGAAUUGACGACACCUACGCCCGUGGCGUCUUCCCGACCGGAACCGGAUAUAGAACCGGCACCGCAACCGGAACAACCGGUUCUGCAGGAACCGGUUCAACAGGAGAUAGACAUCUCUAACUGGGAAGACGCCACGCCCGGCACCAGUCAAGAGGCUCAAGUGGAAGUUAGAAGCACAAUAAGUAAUAGGAGUGUCGCGAAAAUUUGCGGUCAGAAUAUUUGUUUGGAUGAUUCCAUUUUGAAACGUAAUCGCGUUAACACGGACAGUGAUGAGGAGUUUUUCAAUGAAAUAGAUAGAAUAAGUGAUUCAGUGGAAAAUAUAGACUUUGAUUAUAAACAGACUGUACUUGUUACUGAUAAUACGACAGCUUCGAACGACAGAGAAAUCAAUGGAGAAGAUCGCGUUAGCAACGUAACAGUGAUCCAAGUGUCGAAUAAAGAUCCCCCCCACACGGCUAUACCGGUAAUGGGUACAGAGGUGGACGUAUUCAAUUUCGACUUCGCCCACAAUCCGGAGACCAGUUUCGUCAACAUAGUCAACACUGGGGACGAUCAAAACAACAAGUACGGCACCGUUUUCACAGAAGAAUCUGACUACGGGCACAUCAGUUUGACCACGACCGUCAACGUCACGAGGGACGACACAGUCGCGUCUGUCAAAGUGACAGAUGUCAGCGUGACGUCUGUCAAUGCGGCGGACGCUAAUGGCGCGUACGAGCGGCUUUGUCUAGCGUCGACUUCGAAUGAAACGCCAGUGAAUAGAGUGAAGAACGCGGAAAGAUCUAGAAAAUCGUCUUUGCCUAAUUUGGAGAGUUCGAACACUGAAUCGACUUAUGAGUGUCUGUUUCCGAGUGAAAGUGUCAGUAGUAGUGCAGUGACGGUUAUCGAUAGGAGUGUUGAGGUUCCAAAUGGUGAGAGAAAUCGUGUAGCUCCAGUGAAUGCUAGUUUGAACUCUAAUUCUAGAGUGAUAAGGUGUAAUGUUGAGAGGUCUCAUAGCCAGAACACUUAUGAUGCGUCUCCUAGAAUGAGGGAGCACCUUUAUAGAAGAGUGCAGAAUCAUAGUCCGAAGAGAGAAGGAAAAUGUGAUAAAUCGGAGUCUACACAAGCUAAACCUAUUUGGAAGAGGGGUCUAACAGAGUUGUCUUUAUUGACUCGGCUACGAGGCAUCGGGCACGGCAAGAGGCAUGAAAGUCCUACGAGACAAGAAACAGACUCCACAGAAAGAGGAGUUAUAUCUCCGGUGAAAGUGCGCAGAUCUCGUCAAGAAGCACUAGCUGAUAAUAAUAACGCAAGAAGGAGAAGCAGCAGUCUAACUAAUGGGCGGGGUGGGACAGGGGUAGGCGGGGCGGGGGGCGGUCUCAUCCCCCUCCGGCGCGGGCAGGCGCUCGCGCUGGAGGCGGAUCAGCAGCGUCGCGCCGUCAUCCCCACCGCCGCGCCCAAACAUCGCCCCCCCCUCCUCGCCGAGUAUGAUAACCACAUAUGGAUAGCGUGGUGGGGUACUGGAGGGGCGCGAUGUAGCGGCAGAGGGGGGGAUCGUUUGGUCGCAGUUCGCGGUACACAACCGCGGGAUUUACAACAUGCCAAACAUCUAAUAAACAGUUGCCCGACGCCUCUAAUAGACAUACUGUUCCAUCGGGUACCUUUAGGAAAAAUAUUCGUAAUAAACAAGAGGAACCAAGAAAGUAUAGGUAUAAAAUUGGAUGGUGAGUGCAAUAUAGUGAGUGUUGAGCGUGGGGCUCCGGCUGCCAGGUGUGGGAUUCCACCGCCGGGUCAGUGGGCCCUCACCGAAGUCAACAAUAGACCGCUCAAUUUACUCAAGGGUGGGCAAGAAGAAUUGCAUAGGAUAAGUUUACACGGCACCGAAGUGUCAGUUUUGCUGCAACCUUCGCCUCUAGUCAAGAAACUACGUGCAUCUAUCAAGGCAAACAAGAAUCUACUGUCCAUAAGAUAA
Molecule: messenger RNA, 2883 nt
Organism: Diatraea saccharalis (sugarcane borer)
Lineage: Eukaryota; Metazoa; Arthropoda; Insecta; Lepidoptera; Crambidae
Source: the annotation of a GenBank genome assembly